Messenger RNA from Thermothielavioides terrestris NRRL 8126, 189 nucleotides. RefSeq lists its product as uncharacterized. NCBI's taxonomy places the organism in Eukaryota, Fungi, Ascomycota, Sordariomycetes, Sordariales, Chaetomiaceae. The transcript has a single exon. The coding region runs from base 21 to 182 and encodes 53 amino acids. The record is from RefSeq and is a predicted model, not a curated record.
GGCUGAGCGGGCAUAUGGCAAUGACGCACGACCUAGCGAAUAGCGGGAUCAAGUCUUUUGGCCAUGCGAUCUUCACGAAAACGGCUCGGAAUCGUAACCAGUUUAGCUGCAACUGUCUCCCACCGCCCUUUUUGUGCCGGCAGAAUCGAGCGUGGCAGGAAAGGUUUAGGUCGUUGACGUGAUAAGCUG